Acanthoscelides obtectus is the source of this 1439-nucleotide messenger RNA. Lineage: Eukaryota; Metazoa; Arthropoda; Insecta; Coleoptera; Chrysomelidae. The record is from the annotation of a GenBank genome assembly.
UAUGUCUAUAUUUCUUUUAGUUCCUGGAUGUCCAAAAGAGCAAGGUGAUAGCCAAAUUUGGCCUGAUGCACAUGAUAGCAACCAAUAUGGCGGAGUGGUUCCUGGUCCUCGUCGAGGAAACCAGGCAAGAUAUCUAUAUGUCGACAAAACUGCAGGCCACCUGUCUCAAACCAAACAUCUCCAGAUCUAGCAACGAGCAAUUCAUUGGUUCAAAAACUUUCCAGAUAACGCAUAAUCUGUACGACCAUAAGCUGAAGUGUCUCAAGUCCGACAUCAUGCAAACGAUUCUCUUCAAAGCAGAACCUUAUUUGGCGCCAUGCACUGUGGAGUACAAUUUGCUGUCUGUUGUAAUUUUGUUACUCAUGUGGAAAAAUAAUUGCAGCAAUCAUAACUCAGAUGUUUCAUCGUCACUCCAACGCCAGCAAUUCGAAGGUGGCCAGCAUCAACGGGGAAAUUUGAUAUACAGCCACCGCAGCCAGUCUCAGUUCUCAGUAGAUUGCGCUCAAGCACAUAAAGGUCUGUUCGGAGGUCUGUUGGUGCUAGCAGUAACUGUUAUCAGUCUUAUCAUGUUCUUCGAACUGGUCACACACCACGACAAAAAGGAUGCAGCAAUUUUGCAGGUGAAUGUAUGGGAAGCAUUUUUAUUUGUAGCUGGUACUAUAGCGGUAAUGUUUUGCAUUGCUGCCCUUAGAGACGUUGAAUUUUGCAAGAAGAAAAAUGAUUUGGAACUAGAACACUUGCUGCUUCUCGUAACGCAGUGGGGCGUCUACAUGUAUUUCUUGUUUCAAAUCAUCGGAGGUUUCCUAAUGGGAACUCAAGGGACUGGAGGCAUUAUGAGGAUAAUAACGCCGUUGUCCGCACUUGUGCAAAGCUCUUGUCAAACAGUGUUGAUCUUAGAUGCCUGGGGAAGAAGAUGUAAAACAGAGCAGCAAGUGCGUAAAAAACCGGGCAGGCAACUAGUUACAUUUCUCUUGGUGGUAAACAUUGCGUUAUGGGUUGUGAACAGAUUGAAAAAUAAUAGGUCGGUGUCUCAUCCGAAUCAGAUGGACUUCUAUGGAGUGCUAGCAUGGAACAUCAUCACCCAUGUUUCCAUGCCUCUCGUGGUAUCGUACAGAUUCCAGUCAACGGUAUGUUUCUAUGAAAUAUGGAAAAGGGUUUAUAAAUAUAGGAACAUCAAGAAGAAACGAGAGUCUCUCACCAAAAUAUAACACACACACACACACACACAUAUUUCAUACUUUAUACUUUAUAAUUUGAUUAACUAAAAAAUAUAUAUUUUAUUGAAAAAUUCCGUGUAUUAUAAUAUAUUAUAACUAAGUCUACUAAAAAUACUAGUUAAAGAACUCACCUUUAUCACGAGAAGUUUCAAAAAACUAGAUCAUUUUAAUUAAUAUCGCUGGGCGGCAAACGUAUAUAAACUGGCUGAGGAACACCACAAC